This is a messenger RNA of Cololabis saira (Pacific saury), 8634 nucleotides long. It is a transcript of the gene sec16a, whose product is annotated as SEC16 homolog A, endoplasmic reticulum export factor. Gene Ontology annotation, cellular component: endoplasmic reticulum exit site; ER to Golgi transport vesicle membrane. The record is from RefSeq and is a predicted model, not a curated record. The coding region runs from base 158 to 7252 and encodes 2364 amino acids. NCBI's taxonomy places the organism in Eukaryota, Metazoa, Chordata, Actinopteri, Beloniformes, Belonidae. The transcript is spliced from 31 exons. Gene Ontology annotation, biological process: autophagy; COPII vesicle coat assembly; Golgi organization.
UGCUCAUUGAAGACGGCGGCUGUGUGUCAGACAGUCCUGCAUAUUUGUAAGAAUUUAUUUAUAUCUGCACACACUUCCCGAACUGGCUCCACCUGACUUCGGUCUCUUCAGUGAAAUCUGAGUGACUGGGUCCGUGCACUAGUGGGCUCAAUACAAAAUGCAGCCCCCUCCACGGACGGGACCUCCAGGAGCCUCUGGCCCUCCUCCUGCUGGGCCUAAUAUGUUCCGUAGGCCCAAGGCUCAGAAGUAUCCAGCAGCAACAGCAGCAGCAGCAGCAACACCCACACCCACAAUGCCUCCUCCAACCCAGCCCAUGACAGAUCCAUUUGCUUUCAGUAGAACUCCUCCCCCGUUGGCUGCAGGUGGUCUGCCAGCAGUACCGAACGAAAACCUUCCACAAAUGCAAGCCCCUCCCAAUGCCAUGUAUCCUCAUCCUGGAUCAGGACUACCUCCACAGCCACAGACACUGGAGAAUGUUCCAGCUGCGCUACCUGGUCUUCCACCAUCGUCUCUGCCAGGGGUGGCCCUUUUCAACCCCCACAACGUAGCCUCCCCUGGUGUUUUCCCAAUGCAAAGUCAUCCAGGUGGUUAUGCACCCUCAAAUAGGGAACAGGGGUAUUUUAAUUCAAGAGAUCAAACACCAUCUGCGUCAAUGGAGUCACCAGCUAUGGCUACAGCCGCAACACCUGGUCAGACACAUUUUAACCAGGAUUUUCAAGGACAGCCUCCUCCUCAUCAUCCUAUCCCCUUUCAGCCUCUGCCUCCUUCCGCUUCUUCUCAGUGGGCCCCUGAUCAUACAAGUCGCCCUCCUUCGGUUCAAAACUAUUUCCAGCCUACUAGUGAUCUUCCACCGCAGCCUUUAAAUCCAGAUCCACAGCUUCAAAUGUACCCCUCUCACAGUCAGUCACCCCAUAACAAUGCCCCCACCCAUGCAACACAACCUGGACAUGUCCAGAAUCCAAACCCUGUAACGUCUCCUAAUGAUCAGUGGCAAGACCCAAAUAGACCCCAACACCACAACUCUCAUUUCCAAACUCAGAGUUAUUUCAGUCAGAGCUCUGCCCCCCAAGAGUCAUGGUUCAAUCAACCUCCACAGGACUCAUGCUACCACCAAAUGGGAACUGGCUUUGGCCAUCCUCAGCCUCUGACUGAUUCUGCUGGACCUGGAUCUGUGCCUGGGCCAGGGCCUGGACCUGGGCCUGGGCCUGCCUCUGCCCCUACUACAGAUCCAGACUACCAGGAGUCUGGUACACUCUCAAUGUUUUUCAAAGACAGUGGUGUGGAAAAUGAGGAAUCACUUGCUGGAGAGAGAAAUAAGUCAGUAAAUGGCGUUCCUGGAUCUUUUCAGCAUCACGGGAACCCACAGGCCCACAGUAGCCAUGUGGAUCUUUCAUUGGAUUACCAAGAAGCCCCUCCUCAAGAUCUUUCACAGCUACCGUAUAUGAAUGAUGGCAGUCAUCCGUCACCUGCAAGUACCCAAAAGCCUCUGGAUACCCAGUUCGACCAUGAAGAGAAUUUGGAAUGCGUCCCAAACCAGGAAGUAUUACCCAGUGAAACCCUCAGCAAUCCAGCUGCUAUUGCACCACAUGGAAUAGACCUGUUUGAAACCGGGCCCAACCUGGAAACUCCAGAUUCAAUUCCAAGACCUGUGAGAUCCGCAAGUGUGUCAUCCAACUACAGCAACAUGAGCCAUGGAAGUGGAACUGGCACUCGUAGGCACCAGGGAGUCAAAGGCACUUUUAUUCAGCAGGAAAGCCCACGUCUCACUGAAGAUCCUAGCCUGUCUGGUGCUACUGGAGGCUACUUUGAGCAGAUUGAUACUUCUCCAGCGGGAGAUACAAGUGUGCAACCGAGCCCCGUAGAGCAGAUGUGGCUUCCCACACCAAGUCCUCCCAAACCAACUGGGAUUUUUCAAGCUAGUGCUAACAGCUCUUUCGAACCGGUGCGUUCACAUAGUGUUGGUGUGCGUCCUGCUGAGGUUGAUAAGGCUAAAAUGGUAGUAGAAGGGCGAACCGAUGGCACAGCUGGAAAUUUAGAGCAACCACCAGAUAAUAUGGAAAAUAUCUACGGCUCAGGGCACCUCCCGCCCGCUACUGCUGGAAGUGGAGCACCUCAUCUCACACACCCAGGUAUUCCUUCUCAUUCUCGGCCUUCAUCCCGUGCAUUUGGGGCCAGUCGGCCUUGUGAGAGCCCUGCCACUACUCUGUGGGCUCAGAAUGACCCUGCGAGCUUGGGUGCUAACAUCCUCCUUGCUCCUGCUGCUCCAGCAGUUUUGCCCCCCUUACGAGAACCUAGUGCUGAUGUCAUCCAGCCUCCGGAAGAUGGCCCAUUGGACCUGCAGCCCGCCCAAAGAAUCCAGCCGGUUUCUCAGCCACACUCAGAAAACCUAGAGAACCCGCCAAAGGUGAGUGACGCAGAGCCGGCUGACUCUCAAGGCAACCUGGGCUACGCGUCUCUCCUUGUAUCCGGCUCGCUCCAUCAGCCUGUUUUAAUUGCCCCGCCUGUAUCCAAUUACAGUGUGAUUCCUCCCGCUACUCCUGCUCAGUCGUCCUUUCAGAGUAGUCACAUGGAAACUACACAACCUGAAAACUCCAUUACACAGGGACAGGGCGCCAGUAUCUCCCAACCACCUACUGAUCAAAAUCCACUCCUGUCUCCUGCACCGAUUACUUUGUAUUCUUCCACCUCAAAUCAGGGACCGCUUAAUCUGACACGAAAUAAUACCAUAGAUUCAACAUCAGAAAUCCAGUCUGGGCCGCAGUCUCAACCAAUCCAUCCUCCUCUUACAAGGGGCCAAUCAUCAAGUGGAAAUGUCCACUCUGCUGUCCAAGUUAAUUCACAACCUUCUUCUCUCAUGACUCCUCUUGUCUCCAAUCAUAAUCUAUCAUCAAAUUUUGAACUGCUUGAUUUUUCUAUGCAUCAAUCGCACCCUCCAAGCCAAGCGCCUGGCCCGCCUUCUUCUCUUCAUGAACCUUCACAGUCUAGUAAUGGAUUUUACCUGCAGGUCACCAAUGAUGCACAGCAGCGGUCACGUGUGGAAGGGAAUACUUCCACCCAAACCCCAGCCUCUUCAUCCACCCCACAAAUUCCACCAGCAGCCUCCCAAGCAGCUGCAAACACCCAGAACACUUCAAGUGAACCUCCUAUGACAACAGAGUCUCACGCUUCUCUGCAGGGACAAAAAGCUGCUCCUUCUGUUCCUGUGAGUGAAGCACAACCUUCUUCAGCUCCAGUGCAGGGGCCCGCUGGAGGGAGGACCCCUGUUCCUGAUCCCGCAUACCCUCCAGGGCCACAAGGCUCAUUGCCUCCAGGGGCUUCCCAGCCAGCUCCAACAGAGCCUGCUCGACCACCUUCCUCUGCAGGCAGCCAUCAUGGUUAUGGACCUCCUCCUGCCACACCAGGCCAGGCUUACAGUGGAUAUUAUGGCAAUUAUGGAGAAUACCAAGAUGGCAGAGCAAUGUAUCCUCCUGGCCAAUACCCACCUCCACCUGGGGAUCCAAGAACACAGCCAUAUUAUCAAGAGGGUCCGUAUCGGGGCAGAGCAGAUCCUUGGUAUGGCAGAUAUGAGGGGCAGACUCCAGGUUACCGUGAUCCAAACUACCAGUACAGGGAGCCUCAACCUGAUCGGCCCAGUUCAAGGACCAGCCAGUACUCCGACAGACCCUCGUCAAGACAAGGCUAUCCUGAAGAUAACCACCGUGCAAACCGGAGUGCCUAUAAUGAAUAUUAUGCAGACUAUCCAAAGCACUAUGAUUAUGGAGCAUACAACUAUGGACAAUAUGACCCCCGAUACAGAGGAUACUAUGAUCAGUCCUACUGGUCUUAUUACGAUGAAGCGUACAAAAGCAGCUACUAUAAUCAACAAGCGUAUCCUGCCAGGAAAGAAGGCUAUGAGGACCAGUGGCGGUACUAUCCUGGUUACGAUUCCAGUUUCGAUGAGGAAAACCGCCGUAGUAGAGACGCGUAUGGUGAUGACUUUGACCGACGCAGCAUCCACAGUGAACAGUCGGCACACAGUGUGCACAGCUCCCACAGUCACCACAGCAGACGGAGCAGCUUCAGCUCACGAUCACAACAGAGCCAGGUGUACAGGAGCCAGCCUGACUUGGUGUCUGCAGUUUAUGACGCUUCACAGUCUACUCUGGCUGCAGACUAUUCCUAUGGGCAGUAUCCAAAUCAGACCGAUGCCUCGCAGAACUACAGCCAGUACAUCUAUCCCUCAGAUUAUACUGCGGACAGCACGUGGAUCGCUCCUGAGCAACCUCCCCCUCGUCCUGCAACUCCAGAGAAGUUCACAAUGCCCCACCGCUGUGCCCGUUUUGGACCUGGUGGUCAUCUGGUUCAGAUUCUGCCUAAUCUCCCCUCAGCUGGACAGCCAGCUCUGGUUGAUAUUCACAACAUGGAGACGAUGCUCCAGGAUACCUCCGAUCAGGGUGAACUACGAACUUUCCCUGGCCCUCUUAUAAAGGAGGAAACCCAUAAGGUGGAUGUGAUAAAAUUCUCCCAGAACAAAGCACUGGAGUGUGCCCGUGACAACAACCUCUUGGACAGAGACUCUUCCCGCCUGCUCUGGGACUUCAUUGUACUGCUGUGUAGACAGAACGGGACGGUUGUCGGCACAGACAUCGCGGAUCUCUUACUGAAGGAGCAUCGCUCAGUGUGGCUACCGGGCAAAAGUCCCAAUGAAGCAAACUUGAUUGAUUUUAAUAACGAACCCCUGGCACGAGCUGAGGACGAGCCAGGGGCUGGGCCGAUAUCGCUUCUGUCGGACACUUUUAUGGUCGUUCCAGAAAAUGUUGGCAGGGAAACCGAACGCUUCAGGGAACUGCUGCUAUUUGGCCACAAAAAAGAUGCACUAGAAGCAGCCAUGAAGGCAGGUCUCUGGGGUCAUGCCCUGCUGUUGGCUAGUAAGAUGGACAACAGGACUCACGCACGUGUCAUGACGAGGUUUGCCAAUAGUUUGCCCAUGAAUGAUCCUCUCCAGACAAUAUACCAACUGAUGUCAGGAAGAAUGCCUGCAUCAGCCACUUGCUGUGGAGAGGAGAAGUGGGGUGACUGGCGUCCUCACCUUGCCAUGGUGCUAUCAAACCUAACGCACACCCUAGAUCUGGACACUCGCACCAUCACCACCAUGGGUGACACUCUUGCUUCUAAGGGAUUGACUGAUGCUGCUCAUUUCUGCUACCUUAUGGCCCAAAUUGGUCUGGGAAUUUUCACAAAGAAAAGCACCAAGAUGGUCUUGAUUGGCUCCAAUCACAGUUUUUCCUUUAGACAGUUUGCCACCAAUGAAGCAAUCCAGAGGACUGAGGCGUAUGAGUAUGCUCAGUCGCUCGGUUCCAAGACUUGCUCACUGCCUAAUUUCCAGGUGUUCAAGUUGAUCUAUGCAUGCCGCCUGGCUGAAGCAGGACUGUGUGCCCAGGCCUUUCACUACUGUGAAGUCAUCUCCAAGACCGUCCUUACACAGCCCUCUUACUAUUCUCCUGUGUUGAUCAGCCAGAUCAUUCAGAUGUCGGAAAAGUUGCGAUUCUUUGAUCCACAACUGAAGGAAAAGCCAGAUGAGGGGUUGUUUAUUGAGCCUGAGUGGUUAAUUCAGCUCAGACAGCUGGAUGGACAGAUUAAGACCGGUGUGAUCACGUUCAGCAUGGCGAGAAGAACUCCGACUCAAUUUGACUGCAGCAGUGAAAGUUCUGACUUGGACCAACAGACUCCUCCUGAACCUUACAGCAUGCAGUUGGAGGUGGAUGGCCCAGCCCCUGACAACCCACUCAUGAGCUCAUUACUGCCUGGGCCUCCACCACAAGCAGUGCAGUUGAUGCCUCCAGCUCCCACUUCCAUCCUCCAAGAUGGGAUGGCUCCUCCUCAUCUCUUACCCUCCGGUGAUGUUCCCCACUUCUACCCAGUACCCCCUAGUGGACCACAAGGCCAGAUCCCUAACCCCGGUUACCCUCAGCAGGAUCAUGCUUUUGUGCCUCCCUCCUUCCAGCCUCAAUCUGAGCAGUCGGAGAUGUAUCCAGGAGCCCAUCAGCAGCCCUGCCCUCCUCCUCAAGUUGGCCAAAUGACACCACACAUGCUUCCUUCACAAAUGCCACAUUCACCUGUGCAGAUGAACCCUCCACCAUUUCAGAUGCAGCAGCACAUGCCACCCUCUCCUGGUCAUAUGCCACGGAUGGAGCAGCCAGCCCAGCCUUUCCUAGAUAUGCACACUGGUCAAACAAUAUCAUCCUCCCCUCCCAGGGGCUCUUUCACACCUCAAAUGGACUUGUAUGACCACUUGGCAAGCACGGUACCUGGGAGAACACGGACUACUUCACAGUCUUCAAUGCAUAUGGCAUCAGGACGCAGCUCUCGCAGAGCCUCUGAGUCGUCUACGCACUCCGGUGGAAGAGAGCGGAGCAACUCUGCUGUGAAGCAAUCCUCUCCUCCCCCACCCUCGAUUCCUGAACAACCUCGUAAAGAGGAGGCCAAGAAAGCAAAGAAGGACUCCCCAAAAAAGAGUCGUGGCUUGCUGGGGUGGUUCUUUGGGAAGGGGAAGAAUGAAGCUCACUUGCCAGAUGAUAAAAACCCAUCCAUUGUGUGGGAUGAACAGAAGCAGAAAUGGGUUGACUUGAACGAGCCUGAAGAGGAGAGACAGCCCCCUCCUCCACCUCCCUCUGGUUUUCCCAAGAUGCCUCAGAUGCCUGGUCCUGGUGGCCCUGGUGGUCCAGCUGCUCCACCAAACAGCGGACCUCCAGUAAACAUGUUCUCCAGGAAGGCAGGUACUAGGAGCAGAUAUGUUGAUGUUCUGAACCCGAGUUCAACUGCUAAACCAAGCGGAUUGGCCCCUGCUCCAACAGACAUCUUUGCUCCUUUGGCACCAAUGCCCAUGCCUGCUAAUCUAUUUGUGCCUACUUCAGCUCCUGAUGAUCAUCAACCUCUGGAGGGCAGUGAAGGAGGAAAUCAUGAGCAAAAUUCACCAAACAUAAACGCUGCUGCGCAGAUGUUCAACCCAACGUUGUUGCCCCCUGCUUCAGAAGGUCCUCCUAUUCCUGAUAACUCUCAGUCUGGGGAGCUUUCACGUUCUAGCUCAAUGAGUUCUUUAUCACGCGAAGUGAGUCAGCAUUUAAACCAGAGUCACCCUCCCCAGGGAGCUCCACCCGCUGGGGGCGUCACCUUUUAUAACCCUGCACAGUUUGUACAGCCAAGUGCACCAUCAGGAGGUGGACUGCGCUCUGGCCGGUUGGGAGGACAGCGCCAGUACCCGGUGUUGAAGUGAAAGUCUCCAGCAAAGAGAUUUGCGUGAUCAAACUUGGACAGAGUUGGCUCAUCGUUGGGAAUAAAUGAAGCACACGGACGUUCUUCUCUCUGUCUUAAGGACUUUGUUUUGCCUUCACUUUAGAAGAGCGUAAUCCCAUCAUGUUGGCAUUUGUCCAACAGUUUAACCACUUCUUUUUUCCUAAGCCCAGUAGAUGUCACUGAUGCAUUUUUAACUGGCACAGUGUCUCCUUGAAGGGCUAACUCCUGCGUCCAACAGGAAACGGAAUUGAAAACUGAAUUUUGUGACGCGUAAAGCGUCAUCAGUGGAUGCAUUCAUUCAGAAACUAUGUUCUUGUAGGUAUAAUUACAUGUACAGUAAAUGCUCCACAAAACUGCCCAGCUUCCCCUCAAAUCUAACUCUGUUAACAGAUUGAUCAUCCCACAUUAACAUUUCUCCGUCUGAUGUGCCCGUAUGUGUCCAUAUGUCUUGUCUGUAUGAGUGAAGGAUAAAAAGAAAGUGGAAUCUUUUUAAUUUCAUCUUGCAGACUCGUAUGUGCAGCUGCUCUGUUCUUCAGUUAAUUGGAGAUGGCAUUUUGUGUGAGAUUGAUAAGUGUCCAUACUGCUUUGUCUUGCUGUGCUUAACUUUUCUUUCGUCACUGCUGAAAAGAAAGCGUAUUGGUUGAAACAAAAAGUCUGCAGUGUGGAAAUGCCGCUCAUUUCAGAUAUUUAUUUGAAUGUCAUUCUCCCGAUCUGCGCUUCACAUUCAAAGAUGUGUCCGAGUCUCUUGUCUACAUGUAGCUGUUGAAUCUCUGGAGAAAUCAAAAUAACCAACGGAUGGGUGGCGAUCAGAAAACCAGGAGCCAGGAUUAAAGAUGCAUUUUAAAUGUCUCUGAAAAUAAAUAUAUACAAAUAUUUGUAUAUCAGAUUGAUUGUAUUUAUGAACUGUAGGCAGAAAGGUGUGUGUGUGAUCGUGUGUGUGUGUGUGUGUGUGCGCGCAUGGAGAGCAAUUAAUUUUUUUCUGAUGGGCUUUGACUAAAUAGAUCUAUGAUUGAUGACAUGACAAGAAUCAUAUUCUGAUCACUUGUAUUGGCUGCUUCUGCAUACAAAUAAAUCUUUAUCUAAAUUGUGAUCUGAGCUAGUUGUACUCUGAAUACUUUUUGACAUUUUGAUAGCUUACCAAUGUCCUUUAUUCAGUCGUUUGUCAUCCUAAAUGUCCGAUUCAAUAAUUUUGUCAAUUUAUAAGUUUGACGUCUGUAUAAUUUUUAAGGCACCUUCCUGUUUCUGAGGUGGUUGUUUGUUCGUGUUUUAAAACAACUCAUGUAAUUAAUGACAAAAACGCAUAAAGGGUAGAAAACAUGGUAAUAAAUGUAUUUUUUGCGCUCUGUAGCACUUUCAAAGAAA